AUGUUUGCCGGCGAUACGAACCCGGUUGAGGUCCAGUUCGUGCCGCCGCACAAGCGGGCCAAGCCGCCAACCCCGCUGGUCCUCAUCCAUGACGGCGGCGGCACCGUCUUCAGCUACUACCUCCUCGGCAGCCUCCGUCGCGAUGUCUGGGCCAUUUACGACCCCAAGUACUUUGACGGCGAGCCCUGGGAGGGCGGCAUGGACGAGAUGGCGCGCCACUACAUUGACCUGCUUGUCAAGGCGGGCAUAGCAGGUAUAGCAGGUACCAUCAUCCUGGGAGGCUGGUCCCUCGGCUGUCUGCUCUCUCUGACAAUGGCCCACAUGCUUGCCCACGACCCGUCCACGAACAUUUCCAUCGCUGGCAUUCUCUCAAUCGACUCGCCGUACCACAUUGCGUCGUCCAAGCUCACGGCCCCGACCUCCGAAGCCAAGAUAGAGGACAUCACCGAUCUCGUCCAGAAGUCGUUUGAGAAUUGCGACGUAAUGCUCAGGGAGUGGGACCUGCCGUCCUGGCAAGGUCCGUCUGGCGGUGGCAGAGAAGUCGAGGUCAGAGUAGCCGGUCAAAGCUUCACGCUCCAGCCAGGAAGAUUGCUCUACAAGCCGUUGGGGGAGGAUUGGAAACCCAUCAUCGGCCCCCCACCCGGAGUCAUGAUUCGAUGCACACGGCCAGCUGAAAAAGUGGCGGGCUCGGGGCCCGAGCCUGCUUCCAUCGACAGAUACCGCAACGAGACGUUAUUGGGCUGGGAAGGGAACUAUGCCGAUUUCAUCCGAGCCGUCAUCGAUGUUGACGACGACCACUACAAGAUUUUUGACAAGUACGACGAGGACAAGAUACAGAACCUUACAUCGCAGGUCAACGCUGGCCUUGAGAUUCUUGACAGCCUCAGCAGGCCGUCCGAUAACUAG
Messenger RNA from Hirsutella rhossiliensis, 906 nucleotides. Its product is annotated as thioesterase domain-containing protein. The record is from RefSeq and is a predicted model, not a curated record. Gene Ontology annotation, biological process: biosynthetic process. Bases 1 to 906 code for a protein of 301 amino acids. NCBI's taxonomy places the organism in Eukaryota, Fungi, Ascomycota, Sordariomycetes, Hypocreales, Ophiocordycipitaceae. The transcript has 4 exons.